CGAUCCUUCACUCAGCGUGAAUUGGUUUCUUUGUGUGGAGCGGGGAGCGGCUAACAGCUAAGAGCUUAUCUGCCGUUUUAAAGCUGGUGUGGUAAUUUCAGCACAACAUCCGUCCGCGGGUUGUCAUAAGCCAGAGUUCAGACGGAGUCAUUUGUCCGCCACACUCACAGACCCAGUGAACCACCUGAAUCGUCUCCAUGGCGCUGAGAAGAGGACACAUCAGGUACCUGAAGGUGUGUGAGGUUCAGACGUCUCAGAGUGACAUCAGAGACAGUCAGCACACCGCCAAAGGAUCCGCUGGAAAGGAGCUGUAUGAUAACGGCUUCAGUGAUCAGAUGAUGGAGGACGAAGACGCUCGGACGAACCUGAUCGUCAACUACCUGCCGCAGAGCAUGAGUCAGGACGAGCUGCGGAGUCUGUUCAGCAGUGUCGGUGAUGUCGAGUCCGCCAAACUCAUCAGGGAUAAAGUAGCAGGCCACAGUUUAGGUUACGGCUUUGUUAACUUUGUUAACCCUAAUGAUGCAGAGAGGGCUAUCAGUACCCUCAAUGGCCUGAGGCUACAGUCUAAAACUAUCAAGGUGUCGUAUGCACGGCCGAGUUCAGACAUGAUCAAAGAUGCUAAUCUGUACAUCAGCGGUUUGCCGAGGACGCUGAGUCAGCCUGAGCUCGAGGACAUGUUCGCUCGCUACGGACGCAUCAUCAACUCCAGAGUGCUGGUGGACCAGGCAUCAGGUCUGUCUCGAGGCGUGGCCUUUAUCCGGUUUGAUAAACGAGCUGAGGCUGAAGAUGCCGUCAAACACCUGAACGGGCACACGCCCCCCGGCAGCUCUGAGCCAAUCACGGUGAAGUUCGCCGCUAACCCCAAUCAGGCCAGGAACUCCCAGAUGAUGUCACAGAUGUACCAUGGCCAAUCACGGCGCUUUGGAGGACCUGUCCAUCACCAGGCGCAGAGGUUCAGGUUUUCUCCGAUGAGCGUGGAUCAUAUGAGCAGUGGGGGCGGGGUUUCAGGGAACUCAUCCUCUGGUUGGUGCAUCUUCAUCUAUAACCUGGGUCAGGAUGCAGACGAGGCCAUCCUGUGGCAGAUGUUUGGGCCAUUUGGUGCUGUCGUCAACGUGAAGGUGAUCCGAGAUUUCAACACCAACAAGUGCAAAGGCUUUGGCUUCGUCACCAUGACGAACUACGAGGAGGCUGCCAUGGCGAUCCACAGCCUGAACGGAUACCGACUGGGAGACAAGGUCCUGCAGGUGUCCUUCAAGACCAGCAAGGGACACAAGUAGAGUGGGGGUGGGGGGGUGGGGGGUGGGUGUGUCGGUUCUUGAGUUUCUCUGAAACAAACAAGUCAAAUGUUUUUUUUUUUUGUCACUUGAGCCGAAGAGUUUUGAGACAGUUUUGGGAAUUUUUUGUUUGAGUCACUGUGAGUUUCUUUUUUCCCCAGCAUGCCCGGUUUCUUUGACAUCACUUGUUGUGAAAUGUUUGGACGUUGUUUCUGUAAAUUUCUAAAUAUUCGUCCAGGAUCUGGGACUGAGUCAUGCUGGGUGGUGGUUACUAAUGUAAUCUGAGUUCUCACAUGUUGAAAUGAUAUUUUACUGUUUGAAGUUUGAAAAGCAGAAGUUUGUUUGUAACAAUAUUAAACUACAAACUAAAACCUGCAGAAAGUUUGAUACUGAAAUCCUGGGGUCAAAGGUCACUGCAGUACAGGCAACAGAUUUUUUUUUUGAAUAUUAAAGUGAAGCAGUUUGUUUUUCUUUGUCCAUCAACAGGAAACAGUCGGAGCCAUUUAAAUAUAAAACGUUAAAGUUUAAAACGUUGAAGUAGAAAAAUAAUCUGAGCUCAGUUUGUUUUUGUUGAAAUGUGUUGGUGCUGAUGUCAUCAGUGUCAGUUGAUUGAUGGCUGUUUUGGCCAAUAAGCAUGCAGUUAAGCAGAGCUUCAGGUCUCACACACACACACACACACACACAGGAUUUUAUUUCUUAUUUUUACAAAUGGCUUCCAGGAAAAAACGUUUUUAUGUGUAGUGAUCAUCUUUUCUUUUUGUUCUUUUCAUUUGUAUUUUAUUUUUGUAUCAAGCUUCUUUGUGAUGUUGGAAUGUUCAGUAAUAAAUCUGUUUUUGGAAAAGUUGA
Molecule: messenger RNA, 2120 nt
Organism: Lates calcarifer (barramundi perch)
Lineage: Eukaryota; Metazoa; Chordata; Actinopteri; Centropomidae
Product: ELAV-like protein 1
Exons: 8
Coding region: 198-1277 (359 amino acids)
Cellular component (GO): ribonucleoprotein complex
Molecular function (GO): RNA binding
Source: RefSeq, a predicted model, not a curated record